Lotus japonicus is the source of this 4267-nucleotide messenger RNA. Its product is annotated as kinesin-like protein KIN-7O. NCBI's taxonomy places the organism in Eukaryota, Viridiplantae, Streptophyta, Magnoliopsida, Fabales, Fabaceae. Gene Ontology annotation, molecular function: microtubule binding; microtubule motor activity; ATP binding. The coding region runs from base 63 to 4028 and encodes 1321 amino acids. The record is from RefSeq and is a predicted model, not a curated record. The transcript has 33 exons. Gene Ontology annotation, biological process: microtubule-based movement.
CUUAAACCAAUUGAAUCCGCCAAAACCCUCUGUGCUUGGCACUGCCCAAUUUUCACUUUCUGAUGGAGAGGAUUCACGUCACCGUGCGCGCAAGGCCUCUAUCUCCGGAGGACGCCAAAACAAGCCUCUGGAGGAUCUCCGGCAACUCCAUCUACCUUCCCAACCACUCCUCCAAGUUCGAAUUCGAUCAAAUAUUCAGUGACAAUUGUGAGACCUCCCAAGUCUAUCAUGCUCGCACCAAACACAUUGUCGAGGCCGCAGUUCGUGGAUUCAACGGUACUGUUUUCGCUUACGGACAAACAAAUAGUGGCAAGACUCAUACCAUGCGAGGCUCCAAAGCUGAUCCUGGAGUUAUUCCUCGCGCUGUGCGUGAUUUGUUUCAAAUUAUUCAACAGGACGUGGAUCGGGAGUUUCUUCUUAGAAUGUCAUACAUGGAGAUUUAUAAUGAAGAGAUAAAUGACUUAUUGGCUCCUGAACAUCGAAAACUGCAGAUUCAUGAAAAUCUAGAGCGAGGAAUCUAUGUUGCGGGGCUGCGAGAAGAAAUUGUUGCCUCUCAUGAGCAAGUCCUUGAUCUCAUGGAGUUUGGAGAAUCUCAUAGACAUAUUGGAGAGACAAAUAUGAAUUUGUACAGUAGUAGGUCUCAUACUAUUUUCCGCAUGAUUAUUGAGAGUAGGGAUAGAAGUGAAGAUGAUAGCAAUGGCAGCACAUGUGAUGCUGUUCGUGUAUCAGUGUUGAAUUUAGUGGAUCUUGCUGGUUCAGAGCGUGCUGCAAAAACUGGAGCUGAAGGUGUCCGACUGAAAGAGGGUUCGCACAUAAACAAAAGCUUAAUGACUUUGGGAACUGUGAUUAAAAAAUUGAGUGAAGGUGCGGAGAGUCAAGGCGGUCAUGUUCCUUAUCGAGAUAGCAAGCUUACACGAAUUUUGCAACCUGCAUUAGGGGGAAAUGCUAACACAGCUAUAAUAUGCAAUAUCACACUUGCACAGAUACAUACAGAUGAAACUAAAAGUAGCCUCCAAUUUGCAAGCAGAGCUUUACGUGUCACAAACUGUGCUACAGUCAAUGAGAUUUUGACAGAUGCUGCAUUACUAAAGCGCCAAAAGAGAGAGAUUGAAGAACUUCGUGCCAAAUUAAUGGGUUCGCAUUCAGAGCAUUUGGAAGAGGAGAUUCUAAACCUUCGAAAUACAUUAUUACAGACCGAACUGGAAAGGGAGCGCAUAGCUUUGGAGUUAGAGGAGGAAAAGAAAACUCAAGCUGAAUGGGAAAAGAGAGUAAAGGAGCAAGCCAAGAAAAUUGAAAAUUUGAGUUCAAUGGUUUUGUUAUCAAAUAGGGAUGAGAGUCGUGAACAUAUUAAAAAGGAGAAGAGGCGAGGUACAUGGUGUCCAGGAAAUCUUUUGGGGGAGCAUCUAAGAGAUGUACACUCUAGCAUCCAAUCAAAUGCUUCUACUGUGAAACUCAUGAGACCUAAGCGAGACAUGGGACCGCUUCUUCCUUUCCAGGAACUUGUAAAUGAUGUUUAUGUGGAUAAUUCCUUUAAGCAAGAAGAUAAUAAUACAGGUGAUACAAAUGAGAACUGCAGUCUACCAAACCCUUGUGCUUUAUUACAUGUAACGAAUAGGAAAAGGGCUCCAUCGCAGAAGAGAAGCUUAUCUAUGGAAGACAACAAAUAUCUUGAAUUGCAGGAAGAAUAUGAGAAUUUACUUAUAAAAUUCGAAACUCAGAUAACCAUGAAUGAGAUACAGACUGAAUCAUUGAGAAAACAGCUAAUUGAGGCAAAUUAUCUUCAUUCUACAGAAUCUAUCGACGGUUUAAAUUGGGCCAGUAAUGUUAACUUGAAUGGGGAUAAAAAUGUGAGUUUUAGAGAGUCUGAGGCUAUUCUUGUCAUCAAGAGACUGCAAGAACAGGCUCCCAGCUGUGUCUUGCUUAAAUUUCUUUCGUUGUAUUUGAAGAUUAAGGUUUUGGAAAACGAAAAGCUAUCGAGCCAAGAAAACCUGGAUAACGUUGUUGAUCUGGCAACUGAGCAGAACAUAUGUGCCAGGGAGAGAUUUGACGAGCUCUACAAAGAGCUUAUAAAUGCACAGGAGGCAGCUCGACUGGCUAUUGAACAGCUUACUUCCAGUAAUAUUAUGAGCAACAUUAAUGAUGAACAUUUUGACUUUGUAAGCAAUGUUUUCAUGGGAGUUCAAGAAAUAAUGUCCGAAGUACAAAACUCAAAGGAAGCAGUUCAAAGUGUUAUGUUGAUUGUUGAUGAUGCUACUAGAAGUUUAUCUGCACUCCGUGAUAUGUUCCUUGAUUUCAAAACCUCAGUAGCUCAGGAUUCUGCAGAACAAAAUUUAAUUUGGAGUAAUUAUCAGAAGUUAAUUUCUUGCUUGAGAGAAAAAGUAUCUACGAUUGAGAAUGAGAAGAUUCUUCUGGACAGUCGAUUAGCUGAUCUGCAAAAAGAUCUUCGGGAAACUGAACUAGAUUCUAAGAAUUCCCAAAAUUCUUUGCAGGAACGUUUAGGACAGCAGGAAUUGGAAAAUGAAGAGCUGAUUUCUUAUCUUCAAACUCUUGAAAAAGAUAUAUCAGGUUUAACUUCAUCUUCAGUGGCCAAGGAAAGGGAAACUCUAAGAAGAGAUCUUGAGAAGGUAAAAAGCAAAUUGAAGGAAGCUGAGGCUAAGCUUAAGAUUGCUGUCCAAGAGAAAACAAAACUUGAGGGUGAGAAAGCCCAUGCUGAACGAGAGAUCAAACGGUUGCAUGGUCAGAACUCUCUUCUUGAACGUGACAUCAGUAAACGUGAUUCACUUGCUGGCAGAAGACGUGAUUCAAUUGUUGAAAGGAGUGGAAAGAUGUUUGAUCCCAAAAGACAAAAGGGUGUUUCAUUUUCUAUGGAACAAACAUUACAGGAAGAGCACAAAAAACUGGAAGUUUUUGCAUUUGAAUCAGAAACUAGAAUCACUUCGCUGGAAGAACAAGUUAAAGCUGCAUUGAAAGAGAAAGAAGAGAUAAUAUCUAUUAAUGAAGGUUUGAAUUUAGAACUGGAAGGCUUGACUGAAAAGCUGAAUACAUCAACCUCGGAGCUAUGUUAUUUGAAGGAGGAAAUAUCAGCUCUUAAACAAAGUUUGGAAGAAUCUGUUCUGAACCAAGAAAAGUUGGAAAGCUCUAUCAAAGUAUUGAUGGAAGAAAAGGAGGAGUUGGCUUUGCAACUCACAAAUUCCCUUUUAGAAACAGAGGAGGAAAGAGCAAUUUGGUCUGCCAAGGAGAAAGAUGUGCUUCUAGCCAUAGAAGAACAGGCAACGUCAAACAACGUGCAAAUCACAUCAUUAUCAACAGAAUUAUCAGAAGUAAGGAAUGAAUUGGAAUCCUGCAGAGAAGAAUGCAGGAACCUUCAGGGAAGAUUGACUAUUUCAUAUAUCAAGGAACAAUUCAGUGAAAAGAGUCUAGAAUUGGAUCGGCCGCCAAAUAAUCUUGAAAUGGCAGAUGCUGAGAGCAAACAUUCCCAAAAAGAGCUGCAUGACUGUCCUGAGAAAGAGAAAGCAAAUGAAAUUCAGAGGGAAGAUCAUCUAAAUAAAGGAGAUAAUCUAUCAAGUCUAAGGGAAUUGAGUACUACGUCAGAAUCUUUAUAUGAGUUUGAGAACCUCAAGAACAAACUUUCCAUUGUCACAAAAGAAAGGGACAGCUUGAUGAAUCAGAUGGAAGAUCAACAAAAGCAUGUUAUGGAAGUGGAAUUUCAGCCAAAGGUCCAGGAUGAGUUAUCAAGGGCAAAGGUCCAUGUUGAGGAACUAAGUCGGGAAAUUUCUUGCAUGGAAGUUAAAAUGCACGUGGAUAAAGUAACAAACAACAAAGAGACAAGUAAGCUCAGAAUGAGACUUCGUGGAACACAAGCGAAGCUAGAUGCUUUCCGUUGCAGAUAUAAGGAAGCAAUCGAUGAAUCAGUUUUACUGAAUAAGAAGUAUGGAGAAGCUGCAGAGAACCUGAAAGACCAGUUGGCUUCAAAAGCAAUAGAGGUUCUCAACCUGAAGAAACAGCUAGCUGUCACCAAAGGCCAAUAAAAAAUUUGUAUAUGGAACUUGUACAUCCCUAAGAAUAGGGGUUGCAAAUGGAUGGAUUGGAUGAAUAAACAACAAUCCAUUAAUCUAUUAAGAUCCACUAAAGUUGUUUAAAAUGCAUCCAAUCCAUCCAUGACCAAUCUAACCACAUAUAUCUGUUCAAUGAGCAAUAUUCAGAUUGAACCUUCCUGUAACUGAAAAUAGCUUAUGGAAAUUGAAUUAAGCAAUCAAAUUUUAGAACU